AUGCAUCGUAUAAUGAUAUUUCUAUAUGUAUUACCAUUGGUAUUGGUUAAUACAAUCAAUAGUGCAAACUGGGAUUAUGGCAAGCAUGGACCUGAUGUUUGGAAAGAGAUAUCUUCAACAUGCGCUGGAAACAACCAAUCACCAAUCAAUAUUCAAACAGCAUGUACAACCCAUCAAACUUUUGACCCAUUCCACUUUACAUCUAUCCAUUACCAACAAAUCAAGUUCAAACUCACAAAUAAUGGGCAUACAAUAAACGCAGUACCGAAUAGUCCAACAACAAUAUCAUUAACGGGUGGAAAUUUAAAAGGAACAUAUGUUUUUGAAAGCUUUCAUAUUCAUUGGGGACCAAAUCACAAUAGCGGGAGCGAGCAUCAGGUGAAUGGUGAUAAAUCUGAAUAUGUAUUCAUCAAUUAUGCAUACACUUCAUCGUUUACAUAUUUCUGA
Molecule: messenger RNA, 447 nt
Organism: Rotaria sp. Silwood1
Lineage: Eukaryota; Metazoa; Rotifera; Eurotatoria; Philodinida; Philodinidae
Source: the annotation of a GenBank genome assembly